AUGGACGAAGAAGGCGACAUUUUCGACUUUGAACAGGCAAACAAUGAAGAGAUUCUAAUAGAUGAACAGGGUCUAGACAAAGAGUCGAUGCCCCCGAUUUUUCUCGGACAUAACAAUGCUACCGAAUUGACAGAAGAAGAAGAAUACGACAAGUUUGUUCCUACGGAUCCGGCUAUCGUGAAACAAUUUCAAACAUCGGCCCAUAGAAACAUCUACACCCCGCCAGAGAACUUUGCGCUUGUAUGUGGAUCGAUUUACAGGUCCUCGUUCCCUCGAAUUGAGAAUUUUGAGUUUAUGUUAAAGUUGAAGCUCAAAUCGGUGCUAUGUCUAAUUCCUGAAGAAUAUCCACCGGAGAAUGUCGAGUUUCUCAAGCAGAAUAAUAUAAAGUGUUUCCAAGUCGGAUUGAGUGGGAAUAAGGAACCGUUCGUCAAGAUCAAGCCUGAAUUGGUGAAUGAGGCACUCAAAAUAAUCACGAAUCCGGAGCAUCACCCAAUCCUGGUCCAUUGCAACCGGGGAAAACACAGAACAGGGUGUAUAAUUGGGUGCAUCCGGAAACUACAAAAAUGGUCUUUGAGUAUGAUUUUUGACGAGUACAGAAGAUUUGCGUAUCCAAAAGAACGACCGUUGGACCAACAAUUUAUCGAAAUGUUCGACGACUCGCAUAUUCAGCAAUACGCACAAGACCAAAACUGGCUUCCGUUAGAAUGGUAA
Molecule: messenger RNA, 711 nt
Organism: Ogataea philodendri
Lineage: Eukaryota; Fungi; Ascomycota; Pichiomycetes; Pichiales; Pichiaceae
Exons: 1
Coding region: 1-711 (236 amino acids)
Biological process (GO): protein dephosphorylation
Cellular component (GO): cytoplasm
Molecular function (GO): phosphatase activity; inositol diphosphate tetrakisphosphate diphosphatase activity
Source: RefSeq, a predicted model, not a curated record